AAUGACAAUAAUAUAACUAAUAAGAGCCAGGAAAUUGGGACAUGAAUAUAAUUAUUGUGAUAAUUCUGAUUUCGUAUUAGUUCUGAUUUAUUUUAAGAGCUUUUAGUCAAAGAAGAUAAUGACUACAUACCUGUGAAAGGAUGGGGAGCAAUUAGAUACACUAUUACAAUGAUUAAUUUAUAGCGAUAUGGAAAGUAUUUACAGUAAGAGGAAAGUCAUCAUGAGAUUAUAUCAGUUGAAAGCUUACUUGAUUUACCUAACGCCCCUUGUUUUGUCGAUGGUGUUGCUUUUCCACGUAGCUGGAAUAUUUCAGAUAAACAUGCAGCGUCAGUUCAAUCUAAAGCUUAGUGUUCCGGACUCUAUGGACCAUAAACUGAGAGCGCUAGAAGCAACGCGUAUAAGAAAGGACAUUAACAACGUCUCUAAUAAUAAUAUCACCUCUAGGGAUAUUAUCAUGUUGCAUUGGACACAAUUUCACGGAAGGCCAUAUCCGAUGAGACAUAAUGAAGAUUUACAGACUUGUUUUUACAAGAAUUGCAAAAUUGUGAGUGAUAAGAGCCUAUUCAACCAAAGUGAUGUAGUUAUAUUUCACGUCCAGGAUCUACCCGAGCUGUUAAAGCACAAGCACCCUCUACCCACAUACCAUCCCCCGCAUCAGAAGUGGCUCCUGAUGACCCAAGAACCGAAAACUCGUUCUGGGACUAGAUUACCCCUGUUUAAAUACCAUUUAGAUGGUCAAAUAAACAUAACCUCGAGUUAUAGUUAUGACGACGAUAUAACUAUUCCAUACGGUUGGACCGAACCCCUUCCCCGUCCAAACCAAACAGUCAUAACACAGAAGAUAAUGGAAACUCGGACAAUGUUAAAGCAGAAGAGGAAACUGAUGGUUCAGCUGGUGAGCCACUGCAACACGUUCAGCCAGAGAGAGGACAUGGUGAAUGAUAUGAAGAAAUACGUUAACGUGGACGUUUACGGGAAAUGUGGGAGACCUUGUCGUGAUGACGACCGUUGCUUAGAAGAUUUAGGUCGUGUUUACAAAUUCUACCUAGCGUUUGAAAAUUCCGACUGUAAAGACUACAUUACCGAGAAGGUGUGGGAGAACGCUUUCAAAAACAACAUGGUUCCAGUUAUCUUUGGCGAGAUGACAGAUUUCAAACGACUAUUACCACCAAACUCCUACAUAAAUAUUAACACGUUUAGCUCAUUCAAGGAACUCUCUGAAUAUCUUAACAUGUUGGAUCAAAACAACGACAAAUAUGAAAAAUAUUUUGAAUGGAAAUGGACAAAUAACAUUCGUUUAAGAACGAAGUCAUUAACACUAUGUAUGAUAUGUGAUUACGUCAAUCGUAACUUAGGUGUAAAUCAAAUUGCUAAUUUGGACCACUGGUUUGAUGUCUAUCAACAUUGCAAGGUAUCCGAUAUUUCUGGACACAAAAACUGGACAUUGACUUAUCUACAGAAUCACGAUCAUCCGUUUUCAUCAUGA
Messenger RNA from Owenia fusiformis, 1486 nucleotides. The record is from the annotation of a GenBank genome assembly. Lineage: Eukaryota; Metazoa; Annelida; Polychaeta; Sabellida; Oweniidae.